Messenger RNA from Stylophora pistillata, 1196 nucleotides. RefSeq lists its product as uncharacterized. NCBI's taxonomy places the organism in Eukaryota, Metazoa, Cnidaria, Anthozoa, Scleractinia, Pocilloporidae. The record is from RefSeq and is a predicted model, not a curated record.
GUUAUUCAGCAUCUCCAUCUCGACCACCCAGGAAAGCUUGUCUUAUUUUUAAGUCCUCAGGGCAAAUCACUUACAACUUCAGUCACAGAAUCCGUCCGCGGCACAAGUAAGGAAGACGCAGGAACAGAUGGAAUUUACAGUGGAUCUGGUGUUGUGAUUGGCAUUGGAGUGGGAUGUGCACUUGUGCUUGGAAUCUUUAUCACUUUUCUUGUUGUAUCGUGCAAGCGACGGGAAUCGAACAACGAACAGCAAGAAGCAAAACCAGCAGUUGGGAACCCAGUGGUCGAGAUUCAAAUGGAAAGAUCAAUAGAGGAUGUUUCAAUCUCCGGAGAACAAGACGGUCAAUCGACAUACCAAGACCUUCUUACCAAUAAUGGACAAAGUAAUGGUGGAGCUGAUCCUUCGGAAGGUUACUAUGGUUACUGUUCUCUUUACCAAAGUGUGGACAAGAACGCACCAGUUACAGUUGCACCAGUUUACCAAAAUGUACACACACCAGAGUCAGCACCAGAUUAUCAAAAUGUGCAGACACCAGUAACAGCACCAGACUAUCAGAAUAUGCAGACCCUGAAGGGUGGCGUACCAUAUGCUCCAGUGCACAGCCUUGAGUCCAAACAGAAUCAAAAUAUGAUCUCCUAAAGGGGUCUGGUAGGCAAAAUGUGUAUGAGCCCCUUAACGAAAGUGGCUACUUAAUUGCACGGAAAACUAACGGGCCUUGAGGUAAUGACAAAGAAGCUACAUUCGGUCCAAUGUUGAUUCAAGUCAAGUGCUGUUCGGGAUCUAUGAGUUGUCAGUAAAAAAGUCAACACUGACUCUCCAUUUUUUCAGAGAUUUGAUAAAGAAUAUGCUUAGUAUAAAUUUUUUCAAAAUUUUUUCUCUCUACACUUUGACAUGAAUUUUGUUACAAUUUAGAAGUGAAAUUAUUAUUUUUUAUGAAGAAGUAGUGAGAAACAGGUGUUGCCGAGGUCGGUAAGGAAUUUUUCUUCCUUUUGAAGGUUAAACCGUGUUUUGUGUACCGCAGGUGGACUUACCGGCGGGCAUGUCUCGAUCGGUCAUCCCAAGUGGGACGCAGAAAAAAAAGUUUCCAAAAUGAGAGAGGAUUAUGCUGAACUUUGAUCUUUAAUAUUUCUUGACAUUUUUUACCAUUUUCUUCCCUUUACACAUAACAUUUGUAGAAUAAAGUGUAUUAUUAUCCA